This is a messenger RNA of Photinus pyralis (common eastern firefly), 6604 nucleotides long. RefSeq lists its product as uncharacterized. NCBI's taxonomy places the organism in Eukaryota, Metazoa, Arthropoda, Insecta, Coleoptera, Lampyridae. The record is from RefSeq and is a predicted model, not a curated record.
AACCUCAAGAUAGCGAUCCCAUUAUUACAUUCAACAAGGAUACAUACGAGAUCGGAGAAAUUUUAGAGGCAAAUUGCACGACGAGUCCUGCACGUCCUCCGCCCCACGUCACGUGGUUAAUAAAUAAUGAACGAGUCGAUGACAGUUUGACAAAACCCUUUUCAAAUGGACGGCUGCACGGGCACGGAUAUUUCGAACGAAAAUCAUCAUCGACGACCCAGCUAUCGGUUGAAGUAUCUGAAUUACACGGCGGAGAAGAUGGAGUUUUACGGCUCACUUGCAUUUCGACUAUACCGGGAUACGUGAACCACAAUGAGAAAUAUGCCGAUAUUAGGCAGCAUUCCGUUAUUAUUGACAUCAUCAUCAAGGAAACCAUUCCAGCCGAGGCGAUUUCGGAGGCGAGCGCCGGCCACCAUCUUCGAUGCUCGGGAUCGCUACUUAUACUCAUGAUGAUUCUUCGCAUUUAGGUGUUUUUAGUAAAUCUAUGUGAAAAGCGUGAUUAGGAUUAAUUAAUUCUAUUUUUUCUAGAAUAUAACAGAAAGCUGUGGCAUAUUAGAUAUAAAUCCAUAGAAUAUGUGAUCAUUCAAAAUUAUUAUAAAUAAUAAUAUAUUAUAAUGUCUGUUGCCAUUGAUAAGGAUCGCGUAUAGUAAUAAAUUUUUGGAUUUAAUUAAAUUUUCGAAACGGAAACCGUAUAUUGGCAGUUAAUCUCAAAACUGAUUUAGUUGGUUUAUUGAUCAAAGGCGCGUGCGAGUAAACACAUGCCAGAGUGUCUUAUCUAGGUACCGCGUAAUUGUAAUUAGGCGAACAAUUGAUUCUGUUGUAAAUGUAAAUUUCGCGCCCGCUUUCUGAUGCCUCCCUUUUUUUUGGGCUGUAGAUAAAUUAAACAUCGCGCGUAUAAAUUUCCCGACCAAAAUUAAGUUGUCGUUUCCGCAAGAAGUGAGGCGAUUUUUAGUGAUUUAUAUCUAAAUACCAUGGGCUCUAGUACACAUUUUAAUUAUUUGUCUGCGGAUGUAUAGUGUACAUAAAUUGCUCCGACGAGAAAAAAAGAGAAGAAGAAAUAAAAUUGAUUUAUUUUUUUCGCUAGCCGCUAAUUGCUCGUGUUUUUUAAAUCUCGACGGAAAUAUUCCUAAAAAUGUGAUUGAACGAAAAUUCGAGUAGGUACUAACACAGGCGCGUCUUUUUUUUUUAAUUGGACAUGGAGUUAAACUUAAUCUUGGGGCUCCGACUUUUAGUUUCUUGCUUUUCACUUCGUUUGCUAACAGAAUUAUCUCGCGCGUUUCGCGAGGGAAAAUAGAGAAGGUGGGAUUAGCUUGUGAUUCCACUACUAAUGGAUAAAUGAAAUUUCCAACUUCAUAAUAUCAAGGACUUUUCUGCGAAGAACCUUUUAGAACGGUUUUAUCAUUUGCUUUAUAUAAUUAUAGUCCUUUCAUAAUGUGCAUUUCUCAUUACUUCUAAACUCUUCAAAAUAAAUUGAAAGAGACAAAUGGAACUCAUUUUUCAGAAACAAGAGCGUUUCGUUUUCUAAAAAAAACGGUGAAGCAUUUUUUUACGGUUUGUUUUAAAAGUGACUAAAGGAAAAUCGUUGUUUUCUUUCUUGUUAAAUGAGUAAUGUGGAGACUUUACCAAUAAAGGUAAAAUUAAUUUCUACCCCCUUCCUCCUACCCCCGGCCACCUACUGAUCUCGGAAAGGAGUCACAUAGGAAAGUUAUAGUUUGAACAAACCAAUUCAUUUCAGUGAGACAUUUCAUUAGAAUACCAUGAAAGGGUGUGUUCACGUCCCGCCCCUCCCCCAUUUUCAAAAGUGUUAUUUGGCACCACUAAACGCAUGCGUAUGCACCAUCUGAGACCAGUUGGCCGUCGCAUGUAAAAGUUAUGCACGUUUUACUUUCAAAAACAACAUCUCAGGAAAUAAUUCAUGCUCCCCCCCUCCCCCUCGCCCCUUGAGACAGCUGAAUUUGAUGGCCGUCUGAUACACCUUCAAGGCAUAGGCUACAUAUUGAAAAAAAUUCCAGGACUCUAAGACCAUUCCCCUAAAAGUAGUUCAAAACCGUAGAAGUGGGUUCAGACGGACGGACGAACGAACUAAACGUAAACAAUAGCAAAUUUGGGGGGGGGGGGCUAUAAGUCCCCAGGCGUACAGACAUAUCGAAUAGUGUUAAUGUUGUCAUAGACAGCGUAUGCAGAGCAGUCUUUGACUUUGAUCGGCGUCGGCACUUUGAACGGCGAACUUUUGGAUUUUGAGCGGCGAGUAAACUUUGGACUUUGAACGGCGAUCAAUCCUGCCGAAACACGGACCGAGCCCAAACCCGAACGUAUUAUUCUUCUUUCAAUGUCAUUGUUUAUUAUUUAUCAUUAAGAAUAACCAAACAUAGGCACACGCAUGGAAGCUACGUAUUUAGGUUUUGGUUUGGGGGGCCCGAUCAUUCUUGGAGAGAGAGAAAGGUUUAGGGGUCAAUUUGAUUGUAAUUUCUUAACUAUGGAGAGGGGGCGUUCACUAUCAAAAAAUGCAUAGGGUGUCCCAAUUUUGAUUUCGAUUGUACGUAUCUCUUUUCACCUACAUACAUUAAACGGUUAGCGAACAAUUGUGGCAAAAUGGCGGAAUUAAAUGCAAAUAGGUAAGGCAUAAAGACAAAGAAAAAAAGAGGGGGGAGUGGUCUAAUUGUUACCUUGAAUAGAAACGAAAUUGAAUUCUGUUUCUAUUGUCAUCCUUCUUUGGGACAUUUGAUUUCUAACUAGAAAGCUCCAAGCCAAUAACUGUACGUAGUUUCAAUUGAAGCAUUUUAUUUCUAUUCGUAAGGUUAAUUAUGCCAUUUUAGUGCUACUCUUCAUAUAAUCCUUUUUGUUAUGGCUGUGCUCUCAAUGGGAAAUUCUGUUAAUCUAUUAUAAUAUCUUGAUGCUAUUUUUUAUUUAUUUUGUGCUACUGUUGCCUUUGAACCUUUCUAUUUCUUGUCAGGGAACUGGAAUAUUUUAAUUAUAAAGUGAGAAAAACAAUUUUCAUUACAAAUGCCAACCGUGCGAAUUCUAAGCGAUGUCCAGCUAUGUUACUCACUCUGCGCUGCUAUUGUCUUUGAGUUACUCGAUUUCUGCUACCUUUGUGCUGUUUUUUGAUAGUGCUUCUGUUGAAAUCAGCUAUAAUGUUGUUUUGUCAUGAAACUUCAGAAGUCAAAAAUUAGAAUCUCUAUUAUAGUGGCCGAACCUGGCUCAAUUCAGGGUCGCUGGCCACCUGGUGGAAACUUUGGAAAGUAGGUAAAAGUGAAGGUUAAAUGUCGCGACGUGGCGGUUGCCUUUUAAAUUAGGUCUAGGUAAAGAGCAUUCGCGUUGAAAGUCAUCGGGGAUCAAUGACCCCAUUUUUGUAAUGUCAUCUAUUUUUACUUUCAAGGUUGUCGAAGUUCAAUGACCUCAGUUCUGUAAUUUUAUUUCAUUUUCAUGACCAAUAGCCGCAUAUUUGAUUUCUGAAGGUAUUGAGAUCAAUGACCUCCUUGCGGGGUCAUUUUCUACUUUUAAGGUCACUACAGGUCAUUGAUACCUUUUUUUGUAGUGUCAUAUUGUAUUAUCAAGGAAAUCAUAAGGGAAUGACACAAUUUUUGUGUUGUCCUAGUGCAUUUUCAAGUUCAUUAAAGGUCAAUAACCCCAUUAUUUUGGUAUCACAUUUUAUUUGCAAGCUACAAAAUUCAAUGACCUCCAUUUCUGGGGGUGCCAAUUUCUAUUUUCAAGGUCUUCAGAGGUGAACGACACCUUUUUAUGGUGGCGUGUGUAAUUUGAGAUAUUUUUGUCAGUUUUUUUUCGUCACGACUACAUUAAAUUCCCAUUCAUAGUGCCAUUUGUGUCAAUUUUGGGUUAUUUUUUUGGCAGUCUUUACCUGCAACAUUUGCUAUAUUUGUGCUAUUUUUGGUGUGCCUACUGUAUAGACCUGCUGCUACGGAUAAUCUCGUGAUAAGGUUCUCACCCGUUAUGGCUGUAUUUUAAGUCAAAUUGUAACUUUAUCAUAGUAUCAGUGCUAUUUGGUGCUAUUUUUUUACAGAUUGUGCUGCUAUUGCUAUGUUACUUGUUCUGUACCUACUGCUAUUACUUUUACAGUUUGAUCUCUUGUGCGAUCUUUAGUGAUUUUUGACUGACGGUAUGCAUCUUUUGUUUAGUUAUUGAUUUUGAGUUUCUUUGAUUACGGAAUUCCGUAGAUAUACAGGGUACAGUGUCGUUUGUGUUAUUUUUUGGUGUUGAAAACACAUACUUUUUUUGACCGGAGGUAGGAGUCCUGUAGUGCUUAAAUUUUCUUCUGACCUGCAGUAAGAUAUUAUUCCGCUAUUGUUCUUGUUACGGAUUUCCCACCUUAUAAGUAUGGUCCCACAUUUCUAUUCAUAAGAUAAUUUGUGCUACUCAUGGAUCCAUAACAGAUACCUCUCUGCUAGUGUUUUUGUGUUAAUUGAUAUUUUUGUUAUAAAACUAUACUUACAUAUUUGGAGCACCAAACUCAUUCUAAACGUCAUUCUAUUAACAAGGCAAUCAAUUGUGCUAAUUUGGUGCUACCAUGUUUCUAUUUUGGGCUGCCAUUGCAUUUGGGUCAUUUAAUUCCUUGAGUAACAAUGUUCAAGAUGCGAUAAUUGUGAGUAAAUUGAUUCUUUUUGACUUUAUGAUUUUUGGAUAUUCUGGUUUUGUUUCGAACCAGAGCCAUUUGUGCUAUUUUUUAUUAUUGACAGUUACAGAGGUUAUUGAAUUCAUUAUUCACUCUUUGCCAUGAAGUUACAUAUUUAGAGCUGCACUUUGUCAGAACAUUUAAAUUUUAUUCAUUGUGCCAUUUGUGUUAACUGUGUCCUUUUUUUAAAUAGGAACUUGUCUGUGUUGCUAUUGUUUCUGGGCUGAUUAUAAUAUUUUAAAUCGAAGAAUUUUGCUUUUGCCGAAGAUUAUCUAAGAUUAUCUGCACUAAUUUUAUUUAUUUUGUGCUACAUUUACCCUAUCAUACCAUGCACCGCCAUUGUUUUUAGCGUUUUGAGUCUUUUGCUUCCUUGUUAGGAGAUUUGAUGCUAUUUCUGUUUUAUGAUAGAUAACUUGCAAUGAAUUGUUUUUGUGUCAUUGAAUUUUUGCUAUAAGACAUUAUGACCAUAAGAUCAUUUAUGCCCAUUAUAAUGAUUUUGUGCUACUUUGACCCAUUGUUUCAGAGUCAUCUUUAUCUCGGACGUUUACUGUUAUGUGAAUUUAUCGCGUCAUUUAUGAAUUUUUCAUUUACGUAUCAUAUGUGCAAUGUGCUAUGCUGUGCUGCUUUUUGAAAAUUUUGCUGCUAUUAUUUUGACUUGUUUGGCUAUCACUAUCGAAUUUAAUUCAUAGUAUCAUUUCAUUAUUCAAAACUGUUUGAUUUCUUCAACUAUGUAUAGCUACAUCUAUUUAAAGAAAAUGUGUCAUUGCUAGUUUCGUGCUGUUUUCGACCUACAUACAUAUUUGUACCUGUUAUUAAAUAUUUUUGAUACUAUCUGCCUCUUAAGUCAACAACUUCCAGUUUCAUUGAUAAUGGAAUUUAUGUUGGUUCUGUAGACCUUAGUCUACAGAUCUUUUAAUUAGGAACUCCCAAAAACCUUCAAAGUUCAAUCACUAAAAGAUGUCCUGUGUUAUUACUUACUCAUCUUAUAAUAGCAGGGUAUAAAACAGACUUAAAUCUCGUUUCUUUUUUGCUAUACGCACAACUAUCUUGAUUUUUAAAUCUGCACUUCUCACGCACACUAACUUAAAAUUUUUCAGUGUAUACUAAUAGCGAUGUAACGAUUUAAUUGUUGUUAAUUUUAGGGCACACAUUUCAUUGCGUCAAUUACUAUUGAAACACUUCUUCAGUAAAUGAUCUGUGUUUAGUGAAUUGUCUCGUGGGCGUCUGCAGAGGACGCGUCCGAUGCAAACGCACACGAUUUUAAACUCGAUAAUGUAUCUACAAUAUUAAUGUUGGGUGUAGAUAAUGUAGGCAUUGCGUUUGUUCCACCGGCUUCUGAUAAAAUGUUACAUACAAUCACUUAAACAAUCAUUUUGAUUAAUAAAACAUCUAUAGCCGCUUCGACAUAUCCCCAAGCAAUAACGAUCCCAAUUCAGAUAAUCCCGCUAAAACCUUUACGCCCCCAAGCGGCUAUAGUACGAACCUAAUUUAUUUAAACACUUAAAAUUUAUUUUUAUAAAGCAAAGGAACGAUGGAAAAUGUAAAAGAUACAUAACCACGCAAAUUGAGUAGCUCUAUUUUAAACCAUGAUAAUAUUAGGUAUUUAUAUUUUUGUAAAAUGGACAAAUACGGCUAGGAAGUGGUGAGUUCUCUAAUUAAAUAUUAUUAUUAGUUGUUUAGCUUUAAAAAAUGAUUAAAAAUGUUGUUAGGAAAUGAUUCGCGGGCUAUAAAGGCCAAAAAAAUGUCUUCCUUAUCGCUACUAUGUCUAUUAUAAUAUUAUACAUUAUAAUUACGGGAGCAAAAUUGUCAUUCGAGCUAGUUGUAUGACGUAAAACGUAAUUAACAUCUAAUCCCUAUUUCAAAUUUAAGUUAGUUUAGAUUUUGAGAAUUAUAUGUAAAUAAUAACAAACUAAAAAAGAAUUGUAGAAUGAGUUGCAAAUUGAUAAAUAGGUAAUUUGCCGCUAAGUUUAUUAC